Molecule: messenger RNA, 3867 nt
Organism: Amphibalanus amphitrite
Lineage: Eukaryota; Metazoa; Arthropoda; Thecostraca; Balanomorpha; Balanidae
Product: A-kinase anchor protein 1, mitochondrial-like
Exons: 8
Coding region: 254-1990 (578 amino acids)
Molecular function (GO): RNA binding
Source: RefSeq, a predicted model, not a curated record
GCGGAGUGUGGUGCACGUGUGGAUGGUGUACCAAAACAAUCGUUAUUUUUAGCUAAAUUAUAUAUCGAUUGAGUCGGAUAAACCUGACGAGUGUUAGUCACGGCCUGCACUUAAGCACAAUAAACGUGACUUAAGACUUUCUCAGUGCUGACUGGUCCAGUCUCAGCGCUGAGUGCUGACCGCACGUCCAGUCUGGGCUCUGACGGGUCUGCCGCGGUCGUCUGCCCGGCAGACAGAGCGCCGGGUCGCCGCUAUGUCGGGCCGUCCGCUGCUGCUGGUGACGCUGCCAGUGCUCACCGUGGUGGCCAUCUGCCUGUACCUGCGCCGGCGGGGACGCUCUGACUCGGACCCGCCCGAGCCGCCGGCGCCGGACCGAGCCCCCGCCGGGGGGUCCGCAGACGCAGAGCCGGAGCCGGCCGCAGUCCGGGCCGCGCCGCUGGCCGCCCAGCCGGCUGAGGCCGCUCGCUCCCAGCCGGAUGAUAAUGCACCGGAGCCGGCGGUGAAGGGAGACGCCCUCAGCGCACUGGAGGCGGCCAUCCAGCCGGCCUCCCAGCGAGAACAGCCGCCGCCGGAGGCCGGAGACGCGCCGGCCCAGGCGACGGAGCCCGCCGGAGCGGAGACAGAUGCGGUCACAGAGUCGGAGGAGCCGCAGACGAACAGUCAGGAGCCGCAGACGAACGGUCAGGAGCCGCGGGAUUCCGUUCAGGAGCCGGCCAUAACCAAGGAGGACGCGCCAACCGUCUCUUCGGAGGCUCCAGCCGUCUCCGCCGUGGCCCCUGCGGCCCUGGAGGCCACUCAGCAGUCUGAGGCGGCCCCGGAGGCCACCCAGCAGUCUGAGGCGGCCCCGGAGGCCACUCAGCAGCCGGAGGCGGCCCAGGAGGCCACCCAGCAGUCCGAGGCAGUGCCGGAGCCUUCUGGUGAGGCGGCGGCGGCCGGCGCCGAGGCGGCUGAGCCACCGGCGGGCGGCGCUGCCGAAACGGGCGCCGAUACGGCCAGCGAGAGCUCCAGCGACAGCGGCAAGGGCGGCAGCUCUGCCAGCCUGGAGCAGGCCUCUCCGGCCACCAGUCCCGAGUCGGCGCCCAUGCAGACCACCGUGUACGACUUCCUGAUACCGCAGAAACUGUGCGGCCGGCUGAUCGGCAAGAACGGCACCUUCGUCAACAUGCUGAAGGCGCGGACGGGCGCGCACGUCAUCAUCCGGCUGCACCCGGUCAAGUCGUCGGUGAAGAUCUGCUCCGUGGAUGGGACCCAGUCGGAGAUUGACGCCUGCCUGAAGCUGAUCCGGGAGAAGUUUCCCGUCAACAAGUUCCCGGCGAUGACGCUGGAGCAGCUGAAUCGUCCCAGCGAGCAGGCGCUGGCCGUGCCCGACAGUCAGCAGCUGCACCUGCCGCAGGGCGUCACCUGCGACGUGCUGGUGUCGGCCGUGGUGACGGCCGGCCAGCUGUUCCUGCAGCAGCACACGCACCCGACGUUCCGCGGCCUGGAGCGGCUCACCACGCUGAUGGCCGCCUGUUACGGCGACGGCGGCUCGACGCCGGAGCUGCCGCGACCCGUGGUGGCCUCGUCGAUCUGCGCGGCGCCCGUGGCCGGCGGCUGGUACCGCGCCCAGGUGGUGGCCUACUACCCCGACUCGGACGAGAUGGACGUGCGCUUCAUGGACUUUGGCGGCUACAGCCGGCUGCCGGCCGCGCUGGCCCGCCAGAUCCGCACCGACUUCAUGUCGCUGCCUUUCCAGGCCGAGGAGUGCUACCUGGCCAACGUCAUGCCCGUCUCAGAGGACGGCUGGAGCCUGGAGGCCGGCGCCGUGUUCGAGAGUCUGAUCACGGACCGCGCGCUGGAGGCCAUGGUGGUGGGCUACGCCGAGGACGGCACGCCCUUCGUCAACCUCUACAGCAUCCAGGGCACCGAGUACGGCAACAACGCCAUCACUCUGGUCAACCAGCGUCUCGUGGAGAGCGGCGCCGCCCGCUGGGUCGAACUCCAGGCGUAGGCGCGGCCGACGCGCCCCGGCCGCCGGGCGGCCAGCUAUGCAGUCCGCGGGAGCUGAUCUCCCUCCCAGACAGUCAGACAGACGUACUUAUUUUUCUGUGGAUCGGCGUCUGUGCGCGGUAGUGAGAUGUGUUGUGAAGGGCCGAGCGGACCGGCACGGGCCGGUACCAGCGGCCCGGCCCCGUGCCGCCAGUGUGGGACGGUGGGCCGGCGGGCUCUGUGUCCGAGGCAGCGGCGCGCCGGCCUCUGCGGGCUGAGGUCGCCGUGACGGUGCGGCGAUGGAGACACGCAGCGGCCGGCGCGGGUGAACAGAGCAGCCGUGUGCCGGCGGAGUGCGGGCCCGCCGCGUGCUCCGCCCGCUCGGGUCCCGCCGCGGCAGUGACAGUGACCGUGCACUCCGCUCCGGCUCUGCUGGGGCCGGGCUACCCACCCAGCCCCGCCCCUCCCUCCGGCGGUCUACAAUGGACAGGAGCUGUGAAGGAAUGUGAUGACAUGGUGUUACAUAAUGAUCCAGGAUUUCUUGAUUGAUAUUUGGAUGCAUGUAUGCUGGUCACGAGUUCAUGUUGCAUAACAUAACGGCCCUAGCAAGAAACGUAUCGUCACAGGUGCGAUAUUUUGAAGCCCUCUUCUUGGACCAAUGUUAUGGUUGUAAAAUUAUCGACAUCUUGCUUCCUUUUUGCGAGCCAAAGAUGUUUGGGUAUUUUAUAUUGUUAGGCGAAUUGAAGGGUGUGCUCACGAACAUGUAUCUGCUGUCGCGGUGUUCACGUGCCGCUGCCUCCAGCGGGCGGCGCGGCUCUCCGCUCGGCGAGCUACGACUGGCGACGGAGCCACACGUGGGCCGCCGAUAUUUUCAUCAAGUUUUGCGUCAGACCUGUGCAUAGUAUACCGUGCAUCAGACCCGUGUACCGUGGGUGAGACCCGUGUACCGUGCGUCAGACCCGUGUACUGUGCAUCAGACCCGUGUACCGUGCAUCAGACCCGUGUACCGUGCAUCAGACCCGUGUACCGUGCGUCAGGCCCGUGUACCGUGCGUCAGGCCCGUGAGCCGUGCAUCAGACCCGUGUACCGUGCGUCAGGCCCGUGUACCGUGCGUCAGGCCCGUGAGCCGUGCAUCAGACCCGUGUACCGUGGGUCAGACCCGUGUACCGUGGGUCAGACCCGUGUACCGUGCGUCAGACCCGUGUACUGUGCAUCAGACCCGUGUACCGUGCGUCAGACCUGUGCGUCAGGUGUGUUUCAGUCCCACGUUGCGUUGGUAGGCGGGCUCGGAGGCGGGUUGGGGCCGUGUCGUUAGUGUAUUUUUCUCGUCGUACGCUGCUCGGUGUGAGUGAGUGAGUUGUGUGAGCGGUACCGCGCGGGCCGAGUGGUUUGUCGGCGGUGCCCGCUGCGGGUCUCGGCGGUAGAGGGGUCUCGGUGGUAGUCGCGAUGCUGCGUAGUGUGGGCGACUGGCGCCCCUAGCUCCGAGUAGAUGGGUGCUGGUGUCGCAGAGUAGCAGAGUUUCUGGCGCGCCCUCGCUGUGUGCGGUGCCCGGCCGAGCCCAGCACGGGCUCUCUGUCCAUCGCUAACAGAUUUGAUUGUCGCCGUCGUGUCCGUUGGGUCGUGACUACCAAAUUAUCUGUCUCGCUCUGGCGGCUGCCGGGAGGUCGCGGGCCGAUCUUUAUCGUUCAGCUGGUACAAACCCACAUCCCUGUGAGGCGACGGAUGGCUGUCUGUACGCCGGCAGUCGGCGCCGCUCGGGUCGCGUGCAGUGUGCGCCGCCGCCCGUUCUCUAUGCCGCGAUGUACGUACCGCCGUCUGCGCGCGCUCCCUCAGCCCGGUACAUCGACCUUUUCUGUUGCUCUUCGCCUUUUGUCAGACGAAAUACACCGUUUUCCGAUC